Prorocentrum cordatum is the source of this 1316-nucleotide messenger RNA. The record is from the annotation of a GenBank genome assembly. NCBI's taxonomy places the organism in Eukaryota, Dinophyceae, Prorocentrales, Prorocentraceae.
GCUCGAGGCGUCCGAGACUGGUAUCGUCUUGAUCCACGCUGCGGCGAGGCUCGUGCCGGGCGCUCUUCGAUGGCCUCGCCGUCUCGGGCGGCGCUCGCGGCUUUGGGCGCUCUGGCGGCCAAUGCGCCCUGGCUAAUGCUCUCGGCCUCUCCCCAGGGCUCGCGGGCGGCGUGGGGCUGGUCGACCUCCACGAUCAAGUGCAUGCUGCCCGAGGGUGUGCUGUGCGCCAGCGACAACUCAACCUCCCUCGGCCCUGGCGAGGAGUGCACCGCCAAGUGCGAGUCGGGUGCCGAGAUCUCGGCGGUGCUCGCAGUUCUGCCGAUCGUGUGCCCGCAGACGGGCUGCGCGAACGUGACCGCCGGGGGCGCCUGCACUCAGGAGGCGGAGGCUCAGUGGGCGACACAGGUGGAGGUCGGCCUUUCGAAUUGGUGGGGCUGGUGCUCGUUUGGGAGCGAGUGCGCGACAAGCCCCACGCUCGCCACCGAGGUCGCGACCCGCUAUUUUAUCGCGUGCGGGGACCAGGAUGCCGUCGCCGGCGCCGCGCCGCGCAGGAGCUCGUCCAUGGGGGUGGCGUGGUGGCCAGCGCUGGGUGCCGUGGCAGUGCUGAGCGGGCAUUAGAUGCGCUGUCGCGUGGGCGAGGCCAGCGAAUUUUUUAGUGUCCCACCAUAAAUUUUUGGAGACCUCUAAGUCAAUAUCGUUUAGUCGAUCCGCAUCCCCACCGGGCCAUGGUAUUCCAGCCCCACCACCCCACCACCUCAGUUGGGGAUUGUCCCCUCGAAACUCGAAGGGAACAGCCUAUACCCCCGUCGAGGGGGUUAGGUCGGCCAGUGGGGUCCAGGCCACGCCAGUAGGGAUAGGGGAAAGGGAUCGGUUCAACGAUGCGCAGUAAGCGCGGAAGUUCUCUCUACAGGAUCGAAGCCGCCUCUGGUGAGUCACCGCCGCUGCCCGUGGUGGAUUUCCGGACGGGGUGUGGAGGGGACGCGCAAGUGCGCGGCGGGGUCGAGGGCAUGGCGGCAGAGGACGAAGAGCUCGCGGAGACUUCUUGAUGGACUAGCCGGAAGGGGUGGCGCGGGACUUGGUGCGCCCAACUCGCUUGUGGGUGAGCCGGAGAAGGCGGCGAAUUUGAGUCCUCUGGCGCCGGCCCUGCCUGGUGGCAGAUUCGUGGCUUGGCGGCGGGUUGGAACUGUCUGUGGGCCUCGUUGGGGAGGUCUUGUGGCUCUUCGGGGCCGCCCUGUUUCUCCUGACCCUUCCCUCCUCGCUCUCGUUUCCUUGUCGCCUUCGUGCCUCAACUCGCUCCGGGUGCACCCCAUCGCUUG